AUGCCGUUCUUACAUGAAAGUCUGCUGCUGGAGCGAGAAGAGGGCUUGAGCGAAGAGGAGAAAUUAGAAGCCAGAAUGCUUUAUGAGCGGGAGAAACACAUCUACAAAAAUGGCGAUUUCGAUUUCUGGACACUGCGAAAUGACGGACAUGCUUAUGAAUUCGAGGGCCCACGAAUGCCGUUUCCAAGAAUGUGGCCAGCACCGCUGCAGCAGUAUCAGGGAACAGUUCCCAUCCGUCAAACACCAGUGGCAAUGAUACUUGAACGGGCCGUGGGAAAUUGGCAUAAUCCAGAAAAUUUGGAUAGAUCAGAUCAGUCACCUGCCGGAAGUGCAGUACAGAUAAUCACGGAUAGAGGUACGUCAUAA
This is a messenger RNA of Gongylonema pulchrum, 366 nucleotides long. The record is from the annotation of a GenBank genome assembly. NCBI's taxonomy places the organism in Eukaryota, Metazoa, Nematoda, Chromadorea, Rhabditida, Gongylonematidae.